Messenger RNA from Cottoperca gobio, 5929 nucleotides. RefSeq names its product Golgi apparatus protein 1-like. The coding region runs from base 28 to 3471 and encodes 1147 amino acids. The record is from RefSeq and is a predicted model, not a curated record. Gene Ontology annotation, molecular function: fibroblast growth factor binding. Gene Ontology annotation, cellular component: Golgi membrane. The transcript is spliced from 26 exons. NCBI's taxonomy places the organism in Eukaryota, Metazoa, Chordata, Actinopteri, Perciformes, Bovichtidae.
UAGAGCUAGCUUGACAGUGGUGUGAAGAUGGCGGCGUACAGUUAUUCUACGCUGCUGCCGCUGCUGUUGUUGUCCGUGUGUCUCUGCGGCUUCGGCUCCGUCCUCGGCUUGAAGGCUGCCAGCGGUCCGGCCGAGCCGCCUAACCCGCCCAACCCGCCCAUCGUCAGAGCCGUGGAUCCCCCGGCCAAGGAUGCACCUGCCGUCGCUGCCGUCGCUGCCGCCGCUGGGGCCUCUCAGCCACGAAGGGCGACCGGUUGGAAGCUGUCGGAGGAGGAGGCCUGCCGGGAGGACCUGUCCCGCCUCUGUCCCAAACACACCUGGACCAACAACCUGGCCGUGCUGGAGUGCCUGCAGGACCGCAGAGAGGAAUCUGAGAUUGCUCCUGACUGUAACCAUUUCCUGUGGAACUAUAAACUCAAUCUGACCACGGAUCCAAAGUUUGAGUCGGUGGCCUCGGAGGUCUGCAAGAGCACCAUCGCUGAGAUAAAGGAGUGUAACGAGGAGGAGCGAGGGAGGGGCUACCUGGUGUCCUGCCUGGUGGAUCACCGUGGCAACGUCAGCGAGUACCAGUGCAACCAGUACAUCACCAAGAUGACCAGUAUCAUCUUCAGCGACUACAGACUGAUCUGCGGCUUCAUGGACAAAUGUAAAGAAGACAUCAACAGCCUGCACUGUGGCAGCAUCAACGUGGGACACAAAGACAUCCACUCCCAGGGCGAAGUCAUCGCCUGUCUGGAGAAGGCGUUAGUGAGGGAGGAGGAGCAGCAGGAUCAUGUUCAUCCAAUCAAAGAGGAGUGUCAGAGGGCGAUCCUGCGGGUGGCAGAGUUGUCGUCGGACGACUUUCACCUUGACCGACACCUUUACUUCUCCUGCAGGGACGACCGCGAGAGAUUCUGUCAGAACACUCAGGCAGGAGAAGGGAAAGUCUACAAGUGUCUGUUCAAUCACAAGUUUGAGGAGGCCAUGUCAGAAAAGUGCCGUGACGCUCUGACCACCCGUCAGAAGCUCAUCUCUCAGGACUACAAAAUCAGCUACUCUCUGGCUAAGGCCUGUAAACUGGACCUGAGGAAGCAGCGCUGCAGCCUGGACAACAACCAGCCGCGAGCCCGCGAGGCCCGGCUCUCCUACCUGUUGCUGUGCCUGGAGGCUGCUGUGCACCGCGGUCGUCCGGUCAGCGGCGAGUGUCAGGGCGAGAUGCUGGACUACAGGCGGAUGCUGAUGGAGGAUUUCUCCCUGAGUCCGGAGAUCGUGCUGCACUGCCGGACGGAGAUCGAGGCUCACUGCUCCGGCCUGCACCGCAAAGGUCGCACGCUGCACUGCCUGAUGAGAAUCGGGCGCGGCGACCGCAGCACCGCCAUCGACAGCGUCUGCCAGGGCGCCCUGCAGACUUUGAUCCAGUCUGCCGACCCCGGAGCCGACUAUCGCAUUGAUCGAGCGCUCAACGAGGCCUGCGAGUCCGUCAUCCAAACCGCCUGCAAACACAUUCACAACGGAGACCCAAUGAUCUUAUCGUGCCUGAUGGAGCACCUGUACACGGAGAAGAUGGUGGAGGACUGUGAGCACCGACUGUUGGAGCUGCAGUAUUUCAUAUCCAGAGACUGGAAACUGGACCCCGUCCUGUAUAAGAAGUGUCAGGGUGACGCUGCUCGACUCUGCCACACACACGGCUGGAACGAGACCAGCGAGCUGAUGCCACCGGGCGCCGUCUUCUCCUGCCUGUACCGCCACGCCUACCGCUCCGAGGAGCAGGGGCGCCGGUUAUCUCGGGACUGUAAGAUGGAGGUUCAGAGGAUUCUCCACCAGAGGGCGCUGGACGUAAAGUUGGACCCUGAGCUGCAGAAACGCUGCAUGACCGACCUCGGCAAGUGGUGCAGCGAGAAGACGGACGCUGGACAGGAGCUGGAGUGUCUGCAGGACCAUUUGGAGGACCUGGUGUCUGCCUGCAGGGAGGUCGUGGGGAACCUGACGGAGCUGGAGUCCGAGGACAUCCAGAUUGACGCUCUGCUCAUCAGAGCCUGUGAGCCCAUCACUCAGGCCCACUGCCAUGAUGUAGCUGAUAACCAGAUGGAUACAGGUGAUCUGAUGGAGUGCUUGGUUCAAAAUAAGCAUCAGAAGGAGAUGAACGAAAAAUGUUCAGUUGGCGUGACACACUUCCAGCUGCUUCAAAUGAAGGAUUUCCGGUUCUCCUAUAAAUUCAAGAUGGCCUGUAAGGAGGACGUUCUCCGCUUGUGUCCAAACAUCAAGAAAAAGGUCGAUGUCGUCAUCUGUCUCAGCACCACGGUGAAGAACGACACGCUGCAGGACGCCAGGGAGCAGCGGGUUUCACUCAAAUGCCGUAAACAGCUGCGGGUGGAGGAGCUGGAGAUGUCGGAGGAUAUUCGUUUGGAACCAGAGUUGUACGAUCCCUGUAAGUCCGACAUCAGUCGUCUGUGUCCCAACGUGGCCUUUGGUAACGCUCAGAUGAUCGAGUGUCUGAAGGAGCAGAAGAAGCACCUCAGUCAGCGCUGCCACCAGCGCAUCUUCAGGCUGCAGGAGGUGGAGAUGACCGACCCCGAGCUCGACUACCAGCUGAUGAGAGUCUGCAAGCAGAUGAUCAAGCGGUUCUGUACUGACGCGGAUGCCAGGAGCGUCCUUCAGUGUCUGAAACGGAACAAGAACAGCGAGCUGAUGGACCCCAAAUGUAAACAGAUGAUCACCAAGAGACAGAUCACACAGAACACAGACUACAGGUUGAACCCGGUGUUGAGAAAAGCUUGUCGAGCCGACAUCCCAAAGUUCUGCCAGCCCAUCCUGAACAAGGCGAGUGAGGACAGCGAGCUGGAGGGUCAGGUCAUCGCCUGCCUCAAACUCAAAUAUGCCGACCAGAGGUUGUCUCCAGACUGUGAAGACCAGAUCAGAGUGAUUCUCCUGGAGUCAGCGCUCGACUACAGACUCGACCCACAGCUGCAGAUGCACUGCACAGAUGAGAUCUCCAGGUUGUGUGCGGAGGAGGCAGCAGCUCAGGAGCAGACCGGCCAGGUGGAAGAGUGUCUGAAAGUCAACUUGCUGAAAAUCAAACAGGAGGGCUGUAAAAAGGAAGUCCUGAACAUGCUGAAGGAGAGUAAGGCGGACAUCUUUGUGGACCCGGUCCUCCACACAGCCUGUGCACUGGACCUUAAACACCACUGCGCUGCCAUCACGCCCGGCAGAGGACGACAGAUGUCGUGUCUGAUGGAGGCGUUACAGGACAAGAGAGUUCGUCUGCAGCCGGAGUGUAAGAAAAGACUUCAAGACCGCAUCGACAUGUGGAGCUACGCUGCAAAAGUGGCGCCAGCAGAGGGCUUCUCAGACCUGGCCGUGCAGGUGAUGAUAUCGCCCUCCAAGAACUACAUCCUGCUCAUGAUCUCACUGAGCGUGUGCAUCCUCUUCCUGGUGGGGCUGCUGUGCGGUCGGAUCACCAAGCGAGUGACGAGAGAACUGAAGGACCGGUAGAGGACGAGAGAGCGCUGACAAAAGACUGACUCCUCGCACCUUCCUCCUCCUCCUCUUCCUCCUCCUCCUCUCUCAGAUGCCCGGUCUGUAACCAGCCAACCUGCACAGUGCCAACGCCAGUGCCCACAUCUGGAACUCCUCCCUUUAUUGGCUGCUGCUGAAUAUUUGCAUCAAAUGCAAAACAACCCCCACGACUCUCACGAAAAUCUCCAAACUGAUCGUCUGAUUGGAGCGUUUCUUUCCCUCCAUGAUUAUAUUUCCUUCCCCCAACAAAUCUGCUUCUUCUGAGGAUGUUGUUUGGGGUCAGAUGUGAGGUCUCCCGGCAUCUUUUUAGUUUCUAAAUAAGCGCUGUUCAUGAUGUGACUGAGGGCUGCUGCUUCUGAGGUUUGGAUUGCUUUCCACUCGUUGAGUCCUGAUGCUUUUUUGUGAUAUUUAACUCAGAGACUGGAGCAUGUAGAGCAACACGACGUUGUUUCUUUCUAAGUGACUGCGGCUGCCUGAAUCGCACACUGAGCAACUAAACUUUGGGGUUGAAUUCUUUGACACGUUCCUGUUGCUUUCAAACAUUUACUUUUCUCGUCCAUCAUGAAGUCCCGUCCUCUUCGCUCCUGUACCUGAUCACGUCCGGCUCGAGAGGUACGUUUCUCAACGUCAAGUUUUGGAUUCUUCUGGAGAUCUUCAUCAUGACCUGUGUCGUCCCGUUCUCUGUUGCCUUUAAUGAACACAAUCUAUCACAUAACACAUAACUUAAGCAACCUGCUUGAGCACAAACAUGAGCAUUUGUUUGUGUUUUGUUCGGGAGGAAGUUAAUAUCGAUAUGGCAUUUAAACGGCUGGUUUUCGCCGCAUACAAAUGUUUUAAAUGUGCUGAUAAGUUAUGCAUCAAUGACAUGCUAAAGGUCAGACCUGCACUGAGCUGCAAACGUCGAAAUGUUUUCCCCUCAGAGGUUUUUACUCUGCAGGCCCUGAGGCCCAGUUCUACAUUUAUUUGUUUCCACCUACGCGUAAAGUUUAUUUACAGACAUGCAUGUACACAAACCGUAGACAAACAUCAGACGUGAGAGAAAACACAGUCUGCAUUUGGCAAUACAAGUCGGAGGUAAUCAUUUACAAAGAUAAAAGCUUUUUCUGUUUCAAAUAGCAGAGAUGAAAUAGCAACACCUCUAAUGCUGUCUACGUCACACUGCAUGUCUUUUGUUUGAUCCGUACACAAUGUAAGAAAUGUAAAAACAAUUAUAUGUGGUUUGGACAGGGAGUCAUACGGGAACAUCUUGAGGGUGAAUCCUGGAGUCUGCAUGGGUUAUCAAGAAAUAGGUUUUACAUUUCUGUUUGUAUACAGAUUAAACAAACGGGACAUAAAGUGUUGGUAGGCGUAUUUUAUUUGACUUUGGACAGAGCCAGGCUAGUUGUCUCCCCCUGCUUCCAGUAUUUAUGCUAAGCUAAUUGCUCCAGCUCUUAUAAAACCCACUGUACGCCACCUGUCCACACGGCUUGUUCUGCUGCCCCCAAGUGGCCAAAAGACUCAAUUAAAGCUGCUUCAAGUGGCCUUGACUACAGUCUGAGGGGCCAGUGUGCAGCAGUCAGAGUGAGUUGGUGUGACUGAAAUAUUCUGAUCUGUGUUUAGAUUGCCAUUUAUUUCCACAUAUCACUAUCGCCUGAAGCUUGAGCUGACUAACAUCAGAUGUAAUAUUAAAGAAAAGAUAAAAAAAAGUGACAAAUGACGUUUGGCUUUAUGCUGACUUCACAAGAGAUUAAUCAAUUUUGGAAACUCAGAUGGAAAAUCCCUGCUCAGUAUUUUACAGACUUGUGAGCCAUACUCAUUUUUUUGCAGGCAAAUGUAACUUUAAUUGUAACUGAAGAGACGCAAAAAAUAUUUUUGCAAUUUAAUUUUUUUUCCUGAUUAAUAUUUAAUUUUGCACUUUAACUUGAUGCACGUCACGUCUGCAGUGCGCUGACAUCACUGGGAAAUGAGCCUCAUUCAUUUGUAAAAAAUAUUUCUAAAAGGUAACCUCACCUUUCUUUUAGCGAAUGUUCUGCAGCUUUUAUCUUAAUUUUUGUAAAUGAUUUAGAAACAGAACGUCAGCAGCAUAUUCACAAUAUGUCCUGCUCAUUUACAAAAGUUGAUUAACUGAAGUUGCAGAUCAUUUGUGAACCCGUUUAAAGGAGCGUCCUCUACCUGAAGGCCGAGCCGGUCGAUGGUCCGACAGAAACGGCUCGCCGCUUUGAGUUUUCUAAAUGAUCUUUGUUUCUGCCGACUUCAGGAAAUAAAGACGGCUAUCAUCAUAACCAGUUUUGUACAUUAAGUCUCUACGUAAACAAACUUGAUCGGUGUGCAGUUUUUUUUCUUUUUACAUUAUGCCAUGUAAUAUGAACCGUAACAGAUUUAUCAUUGUGAAGUUUGAUUUUGCUGUACAGAUAAAAAUUUGUCAAUUUAAUAAAACUGUCUGCAGAUUUUCAUA